Myotis davidii is the source of this 2697-nucleotide messenger RNA. It is a transcript of the gene ZNF3, whose product is annotated as zinc finger protein 3. The coding region runs from base 506 to 1594 and encodes 362 amino acids. Gene Ontology annotation, molecular function: DNA-binding transcription repressor activity, RNA polymerase II-specific. The transcript has 6 exons. Lineage: Eukaryota; Metazoa; Chordata; Mammalia; Chiroptera; Vespertilionidae. Gene Ontology annotation, biological process: negative regulation of transcription by RNA polymerase II. The record is from RefSeq and is a predicted model, not a curated record.
CGCCGGGGAAGGGCGUGGUGUCCGCGCCGCUGCGGCCCGUGGGGUCCCCGAGCCCGCCCGGAGCAGGGUGCUGAGGGCGCCGGUCCCCGACGCCGCUUCCCCGGGGACGCCCUUCCCCUGGGCGAUACCCGGCAAGGGAGGGGAGGAAGGGGCUGCGGUUCUGACCUAGCGCCCCGCUCGAGCGCUUCAAGGUCCGCUGUGGCUGUAGGAGGGUCCCUGCCUUUAAAUCGCUGAUGACAGCGACGCUCACUUGGCAGUUCUCCGAGACGCUUUUCGUGGAGGUCUGCACCGUUCUUCGUGCCUGCGGCAGGAGAGGAGCAUUGGCAUCACCUAAAGUCAGAAUUCCCAGGAACUUGAGCAGAAGCUCCCAGUAAUUGCUGCAGAGAGAUAACUCCAAAGAAGGUGGGAAAGAAUACAGCAGUGCUUCCUCUUUCUCAUUCAGAAAACCUAUUUCCUGCUGCGUCUGCAAAUAGGAGACCAGAGACAGGAGCUUCUGGCCUUACCCAUGGAAACUCAGGCUGAUCAUGCAUCUCAGGAACCUCAGUCCCUGCUUGAGAGUGGUCUUCCUUCCUCAAAAGUUCCCACGUUUUCCAACAAGGACAGUCUGGGGGAUAAGAUGCUGGCAGCUGCACUCCUAAAGGCCAAGUCCCAGGAGUUGGUGACAUUUGAGGAUGUGGCUGUGUACUUUAUCCGGAAGGAGUGGAAGCGUUUGGAACCUGCUCAGAGGGAUCUCUAUAGAGAUGUGAUGCUGGAGAAUUAUGGGAAUGUAUUCUCAUUGGAUGGUGAGACCAGAACUGAGCAUGACCAAGACAUUUCUGAAGAUACAGAAUCAGAUGGGGUGCUAUUGGGAAGAUUCCAAAAGGAUAUUUCUCAGGGUCUUAAGUUUGAAGAAGCCUAUGAAAAAGAAGUCAGUCUCAAGAGGCAGCUGGGGAACUCUCCUGGAGAAAAACUGCGUAGGAAGACACAAGAUUUUGGUCAAGUGACAGUUGAGGAAAAGCUAACCCCCAUGAUAGAGAGAAGUGAGAAAUAUGAUUUUGGGAACAGCUUCACUGUGAGUUCCAACCUUAUUUCACAUCAGAGACUCUCUGUGGGAGACAGACCCCAUAAGUGUGAUGAAUGUAGCAAGAGCUUUAAUCGAACUUCAGACCUUAUUCAACAUCAGAGAAUUCACACUGGGGAAAAACCCUAUGAAUGUAGUGAAUGUGGGAAGGCUUUCAGCCAGAGCCCACAUCUGAUUCAGCAUCAGAGAAUCCACACUGGAGAGAAGCCCUAUGAAUGUAAUGAGUGUGGGAAGGCCUUCAGCCAGAGCUCACACCUCUACCAGCACCAGAGAAUCCACACUGGAGAGAAGCCCUAUGAAUGUAUGGAAUGUGGAGGAAAGUUUACCUAUAGUUCAGGCCUUAUUCAGCAUCAAAGAAUUCACACAGGGGAGAAUCCCUAUGAAUGUAAUGAGUGUGGGAAAGCCUUUAGGUAUAGUUCAGCUCUUGUUCGCCAUCAGAGAAUUCACACUGGAGAGAAGCCUUUGAAUGUAAUGGGAAUGAGCAAAAGUUCUCUCAGAGUUACUGCUGAAUUAAAUAUCAGAGAGUCAACCUGAAAGAGAGCCACACACCUGUUUUUCUCACUUCCUCUGCGUCUGAAGACCCCCUGCCUUACUAUAAAAGUAUGAACAACUUAGGAUGUGUCCCUUCUGAUGCAAAUCUUCCACUUUAGAGAAUGGGGAAAAUUGGGCAGGUCGUCCUGGCACAGUGAUUAGCAACCUGGUCAGUUUCCCCAGGAACAAUACCAGCCUUAAAAAAUUAGGAGGCAAGCAGCAGAUUAAGUGCUGGAAAUGGAGGGAAGCUCUGGGACCAACCACCUUCCAUUAUGGAAGGGAGUUUGCACUAGACCGUAUUUCUCAUACCAAGGGAGCCUUUCUUACCAGGGUGAGGGUGGAAGCACAGUAGGAGUAAAAUUCUAAGGAUUCCUAUUGGAGUCAGUAUAGUCAGCACAGAUGGCAGUGGAAAGAAUGUUCUGGGUCCUGUUACUGAGAAAGGGGAAAGGAAUUUCAAAUGCGUUGAAGUAACUGCAAGCUGUUAAAAAAAGAAAAAGAAAGGGGAAAGGAUGCUGUACGUGGAAGCCACUGUUCCUAAUCCAGCUUUAAGUUUUGAUAAGGAAAUAGGGUGAUGAGGGAUUUGUUAUUUGAUUGGGGGCGAGGAGUUUCUGAAAGCAUCCUGGCAAUUUUAUUGGAGAACUCAGGACUAAUAAUUGGGAAAUAUAACUAAUCAGUGAGUCUAACAUGAGGAAAUGGAUCAAAAGCAUUUAGCAUUAGUCUUUGUUUUCUUUCCUCUUCUCUCCCUCUUCCUCAUCACUCCUGUGAUAAGAAGUUAUUUAAUUAAAACCCUAGUGACUAAGGAUGCUUUUAAGGAGCUUGCUCAGCCAGCUUGCCCUGCUCUCUGUCACCUAUGACCUGUAACAUCUGGCCCAGCAGCCAAACUUCUGACCCCACCUCUGACUUCAACAGCAGAGUAUGAAUGCAAACAAAGAGCAAAGCCCAGAGAAGGAAGGCUCUGGCCUGUGCCUGGUGGCAGGGCUCCUUGCUGGGUUAAGAUGGAGCUCCUGAAUUUACCAGCUGGAGGGAUGGCCUCAUGAUGUUUUCCCAAUCCUGCUCAUCCUGUAGCAUAAAUGAAGUGCACUAUUAAACAGAAUAGUUUUUCAGAA